AUGGCGGCUAACGCCCCGCUCUAUACCUUUGUCUCCCCUCGCGAGGGGUAUGAGAAUGCCCCUCAAUUGCCAGCUGAGCUCAACGAGGAUGGCAAGAGUUUCAGGAACCCACCACGAGAGGGAUUGAGUAGGGCGUAUGACGAGUUCCCGGCUCCCCUGGACACUGGGAGUCAAGCUGGCUUUGACGUCCACAUCUACCAUUUCCAAAGCAACCCGGAGCAAGUGAAGCAUGCUAGAGACCUCUGGGAGCGUAUCCGGAGAGAAUUCCCAGAGCUGAGAAUCUACCGAUUUUGGGAACAGCCCGUCGGCCCCCACCCCGUGGCCAUGUUUGAGGUCAACCUCUUCGCGCCAGCACAGUUUGGUGCAUUCAUACCGUGGUUGACCAUAUAUCGAGGCCCCCUUUCCGUGCUAAUCCAUCCCAACACCACCGAGGAAGGGGUUGACCACUAUGCCGCAGAGCUCCGCAAUCACACUCAAAGAGCUACGUGGAUGGGCGAAAGGUUGCCUCUGGAUACCACCAUUUUCUACCGCAGCGAAACCUAG
Colletotrichum orchidophilum is the source of this 543-nucleotide messenger RNA. Its product is annotated as dopa 4,5-dioxygenase. The transcript is spliced from 3 exons. Bases 1 to 543 code for a protein of 180 amino acids. NCBI's taxonomy places the organism in Eukaryota, Fungi, Ascomycota, Sordariomycetes, Glomerellales, Glomerellaceae. The record is from RefSeq and is a predicted model, not a curated record.